AUGUCUCGCCCCUCGUCGCUGCAUCCUCGCGACACUGACGACGACUUCUCCCUACCACUCUUCCAGUCUCACCCGCCCCCGACUCUCGCCUAUCACCCCCCGGCUCCACCCUCCCAACCGCCCCUGUCUCCCCAUCUCCCUCCUCCAUCGACACAACACUCACACCACCACGGCCACCAUCAACGACAGCAGCAGCAUCGCGCGCAUCGUGCCUCCCUCUCGGUUCAGACUCAGAAUCCGCAGACGCCCGGCGGUUACUCGCCUUCGUCAUACGCCGGCAACGGCCAGGCCAACAACCGCCAGACGAUGCACUUCCCCGCAUCGUUUGCAAGCCCUUACGAAGACAUGCCUCAACAACACCACCACGGAUCGAGCGCACUUGGCAACCUGGCGCGCUCCGCGAGCCUAGGUACUGGACGAAGGAAGGACCCGUUCAAGUACGCUGCCGACGACGUGGAGAGUGGUAUGGCCGGCGACACCUGGGGCUCAGGCGCUGGGUACGGACAAGGCGACAGUAACCUCGCACCGACCUAUCGCGAUACCGACGUCGUCAUGUCCCCUGGACGCCCAGGUUACACCGGCCCAUCGUCCAACAUGCCGCCUCCGCCGGUACCGAUGUCCCAGGCGCGUGUGAACGUAUCGAGCCCUUCGAAGCCUGCACCGAGUCAUUCGCAAUCUCAGACGUCCGCGCCCAGCAACCCUUACGUUCCUCGCGAAAGCGAUGCCUGGCAGUCUUACCGCCGGAACUCGCACCAUUCGAGCAGUGAUGGAUUAUCGCUCUCGACUUCCCCCAUGCCGAAUUCACCGGCGACCGCCUCCGCUCAGCAACCGCCGCAGUCGGGAGGUGGUCCAUACGAUCCUUCACCAUCUGCUUCCGAUCACGCCUUCCUCACUCCCCACGGCUCCCACAAGCCUUUGCCUCCAGGAUCACCACGCCAAGGGAACGCCCAAUCUUCGUCUUCCCCAAGCCACGGAUACAGGUCCAGUUCAGCCCAUCGCUCAAGCUUCGCCGCGAGCCAACCCGUAACCCCCAGCGAUAGGUACCACCCCACGUUCGCAGCCUACGGAUCGUCAUCCCGCCCUCCGUCAUCUUCUAAGCAAGGAUUCCGGACGGUGCGCAACGCCGACGACCUCAAGCCCAAGGUGUCCGCUCAUCCCCAAGGCCGUCGCGCAGACCCCAACGUGCCGGGAGCUUAUCUCAGUUGCCUUACGUCCCAACUUCCUCAAACGUACACGCUGUGCAACCCUUCGUUCCGGUACGAGACGACGGACAACCCUCGCCGCGUUCUCACGAAACCGAGCAAGCCCGUCUACAAUGACGGCGCCGACAACGAGGACUGGGACUACAUUCUCUACGUGAAUGACGUCCUCGGAGGUGACCACGGCGGCGACCGGUACCUCAUCCUCGAUGUGCUCGGUCAGGGUACAUUUGGACAGGUGGUCAAGUGCCAGAACAUGCGUACGCAUGACAUCUGCGCCGUCAAGGUCGUCAAGAACAAGCCGGCGUAUCUGAACCAGAGCAAAAUGGAGGUCGCAAUUCUGCAGCUGCUGAACCGCGACCACGAUCCGCGUGACGAGCACCACAUUCUGCGCCUUCAGGACUCAUUCACGCACAAGAACCAUCUGUGUCUUGUCUUCGAGUGCCUCUCGUCCAACCUGUACGAGCUCAUCAAGCAGAACCAAUUCAAGGGUCUGAGUCUCCAACUCGUCCGCGUCUUCACCCAGCAGCUCCUGGACUGUCUUGCGGUGCUGAAAGACGCACGCUUGAUCCACUGCGAUCUGAAACCAGAGAACAUUCUGCUGAAAUCGCUACAGUCGCCCUCGAUUAAGGUCAUUGACUUCGGUUCCGCCUGUCACGAGCUCCAGACCGUGUACACGUACAUCCAGUCGCGGUUCUACCGUUCGCCGGAGGUCUUGCUUGGUCUGCCGUACUCGACCUCCAUCGACAUGUGGUCGCUGGGCUGCAUCGUUGUUGAGCUCUUCUUAGGUCUCCCGAUCUUCCCCGGCACGAGCGAAUACAAUCAGGUUUCGCGCAUCGUCGACAUGAUGGGAUUGCCGCCGCAGCACCUUCUCGAGGUCGGCAAGCAGACCAACGAGUUCUUCAACUGUGUUGGCGUCGACGCCCACGGACACAAGCAGUACAAGCUGAAGCCGAUGGACCAGUACGCCAGCGAACACCGCACGAAGGAACAGCCGAGCAAGCAGUACUUCAAGCAAACGAAGUUGCCGGACAUCAUCAACGAGUACCCACUGCCGAAGAAGAACACGAAGCAGGCGGAUAUCGACCGCGAGAUGCAGCAGCGAAAGGCGUUCAUCAACUUUGUCGAGGGCCUUCUGAACCUGGACCCGAUCAAGCGAUGGUCUCCGCAGCAGGCUGCCAAGCACCCGUUCAUCACGGGCGAGAAGUACACGGGGCCUUUCGAGCCCCCACUUGCCCCGUCAAAGCGCCGAACAAACACGACAGCCAGCACGACCCCGACGGCGUCGUCCUCAUCCGGAACUGGAACGCAAAGCGGUUCGUCCGCGACGACUCCGUCGAAGCAAAAGUACGGCGGUCUCGUGCAGAGCCCGACGUCUGGACGAGGACAGCGUGUCUAUUCGGAUGCCGCCGCGUACAACCACCAGCUCGCGCAGCAUCAGUACCAGACUGCGCAGGCUGCUGCUGCGCAAAACGCUGUCCGCCCCGGUCCGUUCUCCCCCGGCUACGAGCCGCAGUCGUCGUAUAACAAGCCACGCGUCUCGAGCCACCAGUUACCGAUUCCGUCGUCGUGGCAGCAGCCCCCACAGCAGCAACAACAGCUGCCGCCACCUGCGCACCAGCAGCCCCUCGCGCCGCCGCAACAGGCGGGACACUACCGCCUGCCCAGUGGGCAAGUGCCGUCGUCUUCGCACGGCCACGGCUCAAUGCGACAGAAUGUCCCUGUCAUCAAUGCACCGACAAACCCGCCACCGAACUCGUACUACCCGGCGUCGCGCAACAGGGCGAACACGAUCAAUCAGAUGGACACGAUCCCGCCUGCGCUCGCGCGACUGACCAACCUUGGCGCACCGGAUCCGUCGGGCAACCGCACAUCGCUCACUCCGGUGCUGCACCGCGAGGACAUGGUCGAGGCAUGGGAGCGGCGCCAACAAGGUGGCCACAAGCCGUCGUCGCUGCACAACGCGCACUACGCGCAGCUUGAAUACCUGCAGGAGCAGGCCGAACUCGUCAACAUGGGCCAGUCCUACGUCAUGCCGGGGCAGUAUGGGCACCAGGCGCAACCGCACCACGGGCACCACCGCGGCAGCCAAUCCUUCAGCGGUGUGCAGGGGUACCAGAUGCCGAUUGUCGACUACCGCCGCAACGAGUACGAGCCGUCGUCUAAGAACCGCAACUACCUGCCGGCGUACCCUCCCCCGGUCGCGACGCACGAGAUCGACCCCGGCAUGAUCAUGCCGCCGUACAACUCGCCGGGCGGCUACCAGGCCUACUCGCCCGGACACGGAGCUAGGGCCUCCUUCUCUGGUCCGUACCGCCCACCCGCAGGACACGCGCAGGGGUACCAGCAACCCCAGCAGCCCGUAACUCCGACGAGGUCGCAGCGAUACCCCGCCCAGGGGUAUCAGUGA
Molecule: messenger RNA, 3609 nt
Organism: Trichosporon asahii var. asahii CBS 2479
Lineage: Eukaryota; Fungi; Basidiomycota; Tremellomycetes; Trichosporonales; Trichosporonaceae
Product: dual-specificity kinase
Exons: 3
Coding region: 1-3609 (1202 amino acids)
Biological process (GO): peptidyl-threonine phosphorylation; peptidyl-serine phosphorylation
Cellular component (GO): nucleus; cytoplasm
Molecular function (GO): ATP binding; protein tyrosine kinase activity; protein serine/threonine kinase activity
Source: RefSeq, a predicted model, not a curated record